Messenger RNA from Phytophthora nicotianae INRA-310, 1698 nucleotides. RefSeq lists its product as hypothetical. The coding region runs from base 548 to 1120 and encodes 190 amino acids. NCBI's taxonomy places the organism in Eukaryota, Oomycota, Peronosporomycetes, Peronosporales, Peronosporaceae. The record is from RefSeq and is a predicted model, not a curated record. The transcript has 2 exons.
CAACUCUUCCGCAGAGCACACGCAGAGCAUGGAGUCUCAAUGCUGGAGACUGCUGCAUUGCUGAGACCGAUGAUGUAGACUCUACAUUGUAGAGGACAAAAAGUCAAACCGAGGCAAAUCGCUACUCUUGUCGAUCAUAUCGUUGAUCGCACACUUUGGGCCAGUUCGGGUGCGUAGCCGGUGCGCCACAGAUACAAACUUGAAGACAGUUGCGAGAAACCAGGGAUCGAGAACGUCACCUACGUAAGUAGCGCGUGCAGCCCUAGCCAGCAAUUGGGGCCUGAGUUCUGUCUAACAACUCGAAAGGCCGGAAAACGCGCAGGUCGGAAUCAACCUCGACGUCGCGAUCGAACGCGCCUGCAACGCGGCAACAAGCAGCUCCAGCGCAUUGGCGCACUCUCUCUGGGAGGGUGGAAGAAGACAUCUAAUCGGUAGAUACACUUGCAUUUGAUAAGAGAAACCGUCGCAUGCGUCGCGGCUAACAAACAACCUCGCUUCUCUCGCUGCAUUUCAGAGUCGAAAAGAUUGGCACUGGCAUCGGUUGAAGAUGUUCAAGUCGCUCUUCCGCUGCAUCCGCAGGUUCUUCAGCCGCAUUAAGCCCAAGGGCAAGGAGCAGCUACAGCGUAGGACCGAGUAUGGCGCCGACAUCGACAUCGAGGAGGCACUAGCUGAGCAGCUGGAGAUCCAGAGGCGAAGCGGUCGCGUGCUGUCCUCUACUGCCAGUAUCGCCGCUGCAUUGCGCCAACGUCCACGUGAGGAUAUUCCAGCCUUCGCUACGCACUUGAGUAACGAUGAGCACCGCGAACCUUCAGACCCGGCCAUUAAGGCUGCUGUGCAGGAGAUGCAGAGCCUCACCCCAGGAUACAUCGGACAGACGGGUGAGAAGCCUGAGUCGUUAGUGGACGCCAAGUCUCCGGUUGUAAGCAAGCGAGUACCGUCUAGCAGAGUACCGUCCAGCGCAAACUCCUCGUUUAAGAUCCCCGAGUCCGUCCCCGAAGAUGGCGAGCCGGAGCAGGAGACAGAGACGAAAGACAAGGAGAAGUCUCCAGCAGCUGAACGACCUUCAGAGAUGAAUCCACGUCGGUCGUCGAUCUUCGACAUGCGGUCAGAGUGGAUUUAAACCAGCAGCCAAGGCGAGUUGUGAGAGAUCGCGACACGCACACAUUAGAGCGGGUGAAGGAACGCGUCGACGGGCCGACGUACAAGACACAAUGCCCGAUCAUAUUUGUAUAUAGAGGGGAUGGCAGCACCCAUUGCGAGCGGAAGCAAGUGCGCGGAGACUAGAGCAACACAUAGACGCCUCGAGGCGAGGGCGGACGCCGCGCGGAGAGCAUGGCAUCAUAAUUGUUUUGCAUGCAUCUUCGGUAUUCGUAGAGGAGAAUGGCGAGCCAGGAGGGUGACCGCUGAUAGAUAUGGUAGUCGGCUGGCCCAUACGGGGCAAGGAAGCGACGCCGCAUACACGGAAUUUAGUAGCUGCACGAAUGGAUUAAGUUAGCUUGGGCCCGGACACGCCCCGGAACGAUCUGUCUCCAGCUGGCGACUCGGCGCGGUGACGUCCAAGUCGUCAUUACAGGCCAGCGCGUCCGAGUCGUGACGGAGUUCUUGCUGCAUUAACUAUAGUCAAGAUUUUAAGCGUAGAUAUAUACAAGCGUAAUUUUCCCUUCGUUACGGUCUCUUUCUGAGGUGUCAGAAGUUCAG